Messenger RNA from Pogonomyrmex barbatus (red harvester ant), 1221 nucleotides. Its product is annotated as 4-vinylanisole receptor-like. Gene Ontology annotation, cellular component: plasma membrane. Lineage: Eukaryota; Metazoa; Arthropoda; Insecta; Hymenoptera; Formicidae. The record is from RefSeq and is a predicted model, not a curated record. Gene Ontology annotation, molecular function: odorant binding; olfactory receptor activity. Gene Ontology annotation, biological process: detection of chemical stimulus involved in sensory perception of smell; sensory perception of smell.
AAUUACAUAGACAAAUAAGCAAAUUACAGUAGAAAUACCUAACAAUUGUACAUAAUUUAUACGCAUUUACAAUAUCCGUAUAAAUUAUGUACAAUUUGUAAAAUUAAUAUUUCUCUCAUCGCUUACUGACAAUGAGUAGGAUUAUCAAAUCAUUUCGAGGCAAUUUCGAAGCAAUUUUGUGCCUCUAUCGCAGCCUUGUGCCGCUCUUAUCAUAUCAUAAUUUUUAUUAGUACAUGAUUAUUAUUAUAUAAUUUAUAAUUUAAAAAAAAACGUAACGCAGAUCAUAUUCCAUGCGUUACGUAGUUUUUAUGCACAUUUUCGGCGAUGGGUGCUGUGACGGGAGGAAUGCUCGAUAUUUUAGACGGCCAAUUACCUUUUAAUACAUGGGUACCUUGGCACUGCACUUCGUUUCUUUUAUACUGGUUUACAUCCCUUCAAGAGAUUGUAGCUGUGAUUAUUGCCACGGUUGUAAACGUUGCGACAGAAACUACCAUAUUAGGAUUUUGUUUGCAAACGUGCGCACAAUUUGCAAUUUUGAAGCAUCGACUUCAAAAGAUGGCAAAAAGUAGAGAGAAGGAAUUAUCUCGGAAAAACUCGUUGAAUAAUGCGUCGCAUCAAACAGGCAAAUUAUCAGAACACAUUUCCCACCAUCUGUGUAUAAUCAGACUUGCCGAAAUGAUCAAUGAUGUGUUCAGCCAAGUUAUCUUUGUUCAAUUUUUCGUCAGUAUAUUGGUGUUGUGUUCAUGUUUGUACCAUCUGUCGUCUCAUUUGACAUUUACAGACGUCACCACCUUGAUCGUUUUCAUAUUCAGUAUGUUUGUACAGAUUUUUAUUUACUGCUGGGCCGGAAACGAAGUUAUGCUUAAGAGUGCUGAAAUGAGCGAGGCGAUAUAUCAUAUGGACUGGAUAUUGAUGACAAUCGAUGAACGAAAGGAUCUAUUGAUGAUUAUGAGACGUAGCACAAAACCCGUUAAGUUUACCAGUAGUUUCUUGGUAACAUUGACUUUGGAAUCUUAUGCAAAUGUCAGUUUACAGGUUGAAGAUCUUUUUAUUAUAUCUUUGAUACAGAUGUAUUAUUCAACUUCUUUUUCUACAGCUUUUGAAGGCAUCUUUCUCUGCAUUUAAUCUUUUGCAACAAUUUUGAAACUUUAUGUAUUCUUUUGCAAUACUUUGCUGUGUAUACGAUAAUAUCAUAUCAUAAAUAAAUUUUUCAUUGCAAAA